This is a messenger RNA of Cryptomeria japonica (Japanese cedar), 1206 nucleotides long. Its product is annotated as calcium uniporter protein 2, mitochondrial. The record is from RefSeq and is a predicted model, not a curated record. Gene Ontology annotation, biological process: calcium import into the mitochondrion; mitochondrial calcium ion homeostasis. Gene Ontology annotation, molecular function: calcium channel activity; uniporter activity. Lineage: Eukaryota; Viridiplantae; Streptophyta; Pinopsida; Cupressales; Cupressaceae. Bases 36 to 926 code for a protein of 296 amino acids. Gene Ontology annotation, cellular component: mitochondrial inner membrane; uniplex complex. The transcript has 2 exons.
UUUACAACUGAAUCUUCACAGCUCAGUUGUCCAAAAUGGCUGGUUGCAGGUUUCUGUGGCAAGCUCUUAGGCAAGCUAAAAGCAGGCCUGCAUAUUCAGCACCAUUUUGUUGUAAUAUAGGGCUAGGGCAAACAAAUGCAAGAGGGUUGGGAUUUGGUGAAAAUUCUCCCAUAAGUUCUCUGUGUCAUGGAAGAACAAGUGGUAGAGAACAAGUUAAGUUAUCUGUAGAGGAGACUAGAAAAUUGUUGAAAGUUAUUAGUCUAGAGGGUCUGAAGAGAGGAAUAGAAGAGAAUGGGAAGGAAUGUGUGUCUUAUAAGGAGCUGUUGGACAUGUGUAAGAAAUGGAGUUUCAAGGCAACUGAUGAGGAAGCCUCUUGCAUUGCUAAAGAACUUGAAGAAGCAGGAGUUGUGCUCAAUUUCAGAGGAAGAGUUUAUCUGCAACCAGAUCAAGUUGCAAGAGCCUUCGGGCAUGUGAUGCCAUUGGAAGUGCCAUCAGAGAAGGAUCCUCAUAGACAAGAAUUCCUACAAUUAAAGAAACAAAAGGUAUUGAUUGAUCAAAUGGCUUGUAAACAAGUAAGGAGAGAGCUCUUUGUUGGCCUUGGAUUUCUAAUUCUUCAAACAGCUGGAUUCUUUCGUCUAACAUUUUGGGAGCUCUCUUGGGAUGUCAUGGAGCCCAUUGUCUUUCAUGUUGCCUCUUUCUAUAUGAUUUGUGGCUAUGCAUUCUUUUUGUUAACUUCAAAAGAUCCUACUUAUGAAGGUUGGUUCAACACUCGCUUCAAAUCUAAGCAAACACAACUCAUGAAAAAGAAUAACUUCAAUCUCCAAAGAUUUAUGCACCUUCAAAAAAAUUAUAAUCCUCACAAUAAGAAUGUACCCUUCUCUACAUAUAAUUAUGUGGGUGAAUCUCUUUUCUUGGGGGUGAGGUAGGGGGCUUAUUUGUGGGGAGGAGUUUUUCCUUGGAUGAGGUUUAAUCUGACAUAGUUCCUUAAGGGACAUAUAGAAAAUCUAUGUAACAAUUAGAUCAAGUGGAGUCUCCAAAGUGUUGUAUUGUAGAUGUUGUAUAGGGCUAUCUUUUAUCAGCCCUAUUUUUCCAUGUAUAAAAAGAAAAAGUCUCCAUGAUGACAUGAUGGUCUAAGUUUAUUUUCAUCAACUACAAAACCUAAUGUAUGUUUUUAUUUGGUCAAUCAAAGGGGAUUAUUUCUAAAAA